Molecule: messenger RNA, 2100 nt
Organism: Hemibagrus wyckioides
Lineage: Eukaryota; Metazoa; Chordata; Actinopteri; Siluriformes; Bagridae
Gene: sash3
Product: SAM and SH3 domain containing 3
Exons: 8
Coding region: 190-1329 (379 amino acids)
Molecular function (GO): protein binding
Source: RefSeq, a predicted model, not a curated record
UUCAGAGUUCUUCACUCCGCAGAGUAGAGAGAACGAAGAGCUUUCUGGUUUUCUUCCUCCUCUUGGUUUUGUUAGUGUGUAGAGUACAGUGACAGUAGAAUUGGCAGCUGGUCGGUGUAGCUGAGAAAAGUUGUUUACCUCUACAACUGAAACUGUGUUCGUGAAAUAAGAUCGGCCGCUCUGAGCACAAUGUUACGGCGGAGACCGUCAAAUGCCUCCGAGAAGGAGCAGGGCCAGGUGCAGAAGAAGAAGUUGACACUGCAGAGGUCCAGCAGCUUUAAAGACUUCAUGAAGUCCAAGCCAUCUUCACCGGUGGUGAAUCCUGAGCUCACCCUGGAAGAGUCGCUGCCAGAGGCUGAAGUUCAAGAGAACUCUGAAAAACAAAAUGGGAAGCUGGGGAAGAAAUGGAGGAACGUCAUCACUCGCACCAUGACCCGGAAGACAUCUAAGAUGGUACAGAAAGUUCUUGCAGAGGAAGGGAUUGAGAGUGGAGAGGAUAGCUCAGUUUCUCCUAUAUCUCCUAAUGACUGGGCUCCAGACCUGAGUGCUGGGAACCGGAUAUCUGUGUGUUCCAACAGCUCAGAAGACACCAUACACUCUCCCCUGUGUCGUCAAAUCUCUGGAUGUGGAGACAGGCAAAGUCUGGACAGUGGCUUUAGUCAGAGGGACAAUGUGGACAAUUAUAAUGGCCCAUUUUGUGGCAGGGCUCGUGUGCACACGGACUUCACCCCCAGUCCUUACGACAUUGACUCCCUCAAACUGCAGAAAGGUGAUAUCAUACAGAUAAUCGAGAAGCCACCGGUAGGCACCUGGACUGGUAAGCUCAACAACAAAGUGGGCUCCUUCAAGUUCAUAUAUGUCACCAUUAUCCCAGAGGAGGACACACCACCCAGAAGGAAGCGAUGCCAUAGCCAUGGACGUCGCAAUAAACCCAAACCAAAAACGCUGGAGGAAGUUUUGGAUAGGAUUGGCCUAAAAGACCUUGAAUCUCUUCUCUCCAUGCAUGGUUUCCAAAGUUUGGAGGACUUUAGUGGACUGAAGGAAUCCCAUCUGAAUGAGCUGAACAUCACAGAUCCUGAGCAGCGAACCAAGAUACUGACAGCAGCCGAACUGCUUCACGAUUCUGAGGAAGAGUCUGAGGAUGAAGAAAAGGAGAAAGCUGAGGAGAAGGUUGAUAUGCCACGGGACUCAGGUUGCUAUGAGAGCACAGAAAACCUGGCGAAUGGCCGUGAGGAGCCUGGCGCAGAUAAAGAUGUAGAAACAGACACACAGCUUGAAGCAGUUCAGGAGAAUCUGCAAGAGCUGACUGUGGAGGAGGCAGAGUCCUGAGAGCAUUGAAUCAACACUGGAAAAACUCUACUGCUGUGCUUCAGGGACAUCAUUUCCUUCACGGGUGGCGCAGAAAUGUUUGUAGCAGCCCGACUCCCACGACAAACCUACUUCAGAUGUAAUGUCAUGAAUUCUGAAUUGCAGUGAACACGAAUUUAGAUUUCUAUUGGAAGUAGCAGCGAGGUUUUAUAAUAACACCACACUGAAUGGACCGUGGCCAUUUUGUUUUUUAUCAUUCUGAGAACAUUUCAGAAUAUUUAAAUACCUUUUACAUUAAUAUACUGUUAACAGAAGAAAAAUGGACAAUUAUACUUUGCCCUGUGUUUGAGGUCAUAAAUGGUGCUAUAUAGUAAAAUUGGAUUACUAUAUAGUACUACAUAAUAAUAAUAAAUGAUAUUUAAUAUUAUAUAUAAUUAUAUAUAAUAAAAUAUUUCUUCGUUGUAACUACUCAGUGUAAUAUUUUUAAAAAUGCUUUCCUUAUGAAUGUACAAUGCAGUAUGUCAAGUGUUGUUAUAUUUACAAUAUUUCAUUUUUUACUUAUGUACAACCUGUGACGCACUGUGACUGAACGUAUGCUGGCUGUAGUUAUGCUUUGUGACUGACUUUCUUCUAUACAUGUUCAAGUACCACCAUGCAUUGAUGUAAGUACUUUUUCUAGAGUUUUGUCAUUUUUACUGAAGAUGUUAUGUUUCUGUCAUAUUUGUGUCAUGUGAUGUUUUCUGUGUUUCCUUUUCAAAGAUUUUGCAAACAACAGUAAAAAGUUUACUCAAA